ACCAACAUCUUCAUUUGUUUUUAAAUUCCAAAAUUAGCAUAUAUUUGCCUUAUCGUUGAAACUGCAUCAAGACGUGAUACCCUAACUCCUUUAUACCACCAUAUCCGAAGAUGAUCAUUAUGGACCAAUCUGCUGAGGAGAUUUUCAACUUAUCGCUAUCCGAGAUUGUGAUUAAAUGUCCCCCGGAGAUUAGCAAUUAUUUCAUGGGCGCCGCCUUGACCCGACUCAACCAGAUGCCGCUCUUUGGCGAAGACGAUUCGGCUUUGUUAACGAGGCAACAACUGAAUCAGACCGAUCAUUUCCUUGUGACCGAUAGCAGCGGCGUUAGUGAUUGGCCUUCCACCGUGCUAACGGGUUUGGUUAGUUCUGUUCCGACACCGGUGGGCAUCCUGCGCAAUCAUCAGCACAGCAUCAAUACGGCCAAACAACAGGAGGACAUGCAGAGGUUGAAAUACUACUCGUACGGUAUCGCGCUGCCCGCCAUCUGCAUCUUGGGCAUCUUGGGAAACGUUCUCAAUUUGAUCGUCUUGACUCGGCCAUCGAUGAGAGGACCAGCUUACGUCUACAUGAGAGGAUACGCUGGUGCUGCUCUUCUGGCAAUUGUCUUUGCAUUGCCCUUUUCCAGUCGGAUUCUAUUUCACAACGAGGUCGGACCGUGGAAGAGUUUCGCCCAAGCUUUCUUUCACACCCAUCUCGAGCUUUUUCUGGGCAACGCUUGUCUGGGUAUCGGUGUUUUAAUGCUAGUGGCUCUGACGGUGGAACGGUACCUGGCCGUUUGCCGGUUGGGACGAACGCGAGCCUUCGCCGCCAAGAAGACACCGCUGGUGGCCGUCGGUUUGGCCUUGUUAGCCGUUUCGCUUUACCUACCAUACUUGUUCCGCGCUCACGUCAUCACAUGCUCCACGGUACCUGACGGGCUGCCCGUCUAUAGGAAACGAGAGAACCCAUCGUUUGCUCAUUCCACCUUGUGGGCCGCUUACCUCUGGACACUUGAAGUCAUUUUCAAAAUGGCGCCUACACUUAUCAUCGUCCAUCUCAAUUGCUGUAUCAUCGUCGUGUACAGGCGAACGUGCGCCAGGCGGCGGAGUAUGUUAACAAAAGCGCCUACGGCUUCGCAACUUCUUCCGCCUCCAUCGUCCGUGCAAAGCGCUAAUGGCAGUCAUCAUCAGAGCGGUUCAUCACCGACCAUGGUCACAUCCGUCAACAGGGAUGGAGCCGUUAGUUUCGUUUCCAACAACGGCUCAGAUCGAAUUUGCAGCGAAAAUCCGCCUCAGCAACAGCAGAGCCGACUUCCCAAUGGCCAGCAAGCGGAUGAUUCAAGACGUUAUUGGGAAGAGAAGCGAUUAAUGUUCCUGCUCGGUUCCACUUCUAUCCUAUUUUCCGUAUGCAUCACGCCACAGCUAGUGCUCUCUCUUAUGAUUCAUGAAGCUGUUCUUCAGUCAUACUACUUCCAGGUGUUUCGCGCUGUGGCCAACAUUUUGGAGGUGACCAACUACUCGUUCACCUUCUACAUUUACUGCAUGUUCUCGCGUGAUUUUCGUGCGACAUUGUUGCAAACGCUGCGCAUCUCACGUCCAAGUGGCACACCUCAUCAGACGUGUUUGUAACACGACAAGCCACUGGCAGCUGGCCAAACCAAUGGAGGCGUGUGUUGCCGAACGAAAUCAGCAGCACCUGUCCGACUUGAUGGCGUGAAUUUUGAAAACAUUGAAUCUGAAACACAAGACGUUUCAGGUAUCGAAUGAAAUGACCACACCCUACUUUCAACAAGUGUACAUAUUCCACGUCAAUGUCCCUUUUUUUUUAAAUUUAUUUUUAAGAGUCAUAAUGCAAAUACGAUGCUCUGAGGCAUUUUGCAAUUUAUAAAUGUGAACGCCUAUAUCUUUCUCAAUUGAUGUAUUUUUCAUUUUGCAUGAUUCGCUAUG
Daphnia carinata is the source of this 1925-nucleotide messenger RNA. RefSeq names its product probable G-protein coupled receptor B0563.6. Bases 111 to 1607 code for a protein of 498 amino acids. Gene Ontology annotation, cellular component: membrane. The transcript has 6 exons. Gene Ontology annotation, molecular function: G protein-coupled receptor activity. The record is from RefSeq and is a predicted model, not a curated record. NCBI's taxonomy places the organism in Eukaryota, Metazoa, Arthropoda, Branchiopoda, Diplostraca, Daphniidae. Gene Ontology annotation, biological process: G protein-coupled receptor signaling pathway.